Messenger RNA from Eruca vesicaria subsp. sativa (arugula), 576 nucleotides. The record is from the annotation of a GenBank genome assembly. Lineage: Eukaryota; Viridiplantae; Streptophyta; Magnoliopsida; Brassicales; Brassicaceae.
AAGAAAAAAAAACUUCAUUUCAUCCGUUACUUGCCUAAAUAUUCUCAUUCACUAUUUUAGGAAUCUCACUCAUAUUCUCUUCCUCUACUGACCAAAGUCUCCCCUUUGAUUUCAAAUCCUUAUUUCAAAACAUACACUGAGAACCCAGAACACAUAUCUUUUGAUCCACAUUUCCAAAUCAGUCUUUUGCUCAUCUCACAUUUUCCGAUCUACAAAACCUCAAAGUACGAUCUUUGUAUAAAAAAUCCAAAAAAGCUCGAAUCUUUGCUUUGUUUGGUGGUUUCAGUGAAUCACACAGUUUCCUGAUUCCUAUCAGGAAGCUGUGGAAAAGUCAUGGGAUGCAAUUGCUCCAAAGGAACACGACCAGAUGAUAUUAUCGACGAGAAGAAGGAGAGAAAGAGCAAAGCUAUUGAUAAUACCUCAAACAAGAAGAAGAAGAAGAAGAAAAAGUCUGCUUCUUUGAGCAAAACCAAUGUAGUAUCCGAGGAAAGAGCUAGCUUUAUCACUACCACCAACAUCAACGAAUCCACAAUCUUAUCAUCUGAUGAUGCUGAGAAGAAGUUGAGAAGAAUGUGA